This is a messenger RNA of Lates calcarifer (barramundi perch), 1733 nucleotides long. Its product is annotated as pleckstrin homology domain-containing family F member 2. The transcript has 2 exons. NCBI's taxonomy places the organism in Eukaryota, Metazoa, Chordata, Actinopteri, Centropomidae. The record is from RefSeq and is a predicted model, not a curated record. Gene Ontology annotation, molecular function: metal ion binding; phosphatidylinositol binding. The coding region runs from base 54 to 890 and encodes 278 amino acids.
UGCUCCUGUGGCUGCAGACACCUUUCUCAUGACACAGAUGUCAAACCACUAUCAUGGACAAGCUAACGUUUGUGAAGGAGAACCAGGAGCGUAUCCAGACUGUAGAGAAUUCAUUUGGUCCGUCAGGGCAGCCCCUGUCUAAGCCGGAUCGGGUUCUGAUGGGAGAGGGUCGACUGAUAAAACAAGGUCGUCGGAAGCCUGAACCAAAGGCGUUCUUCCUCUUCAAUGAUGUGCUGGUGUAUGGCAGCAUCAUUCUGAACGGCCGCUGGCACAAAAACCAAAAGAUCAUCCCACUAGAAAACAUCCAGCUGGAAGACGUGGAGGACGGUGUGAUAUUGAGGAACCAAUGGCUGAUCCGUACACCAUGCAAGUCCUUCUUUGUGUCCGCCCCUUCAUACGAGGAGAAGCGGGCCUGGAUGGAUCACAUUGAAGACUGCCGGUCUAAACUGCUGCAGACUGGCAACUGCCAACCUAGCUUAACCUUUGCUAUUUCCUGGAUACCAGACCAUGGCUCCUACAAAUGCAUGCGCUGCCUCAGCAAGUUCACUGCAACGAAACGUCGACACCACUGCCGAAAAUGUGGCUUUUUGGUCUGCAAUUCGUGCUCCAAGACGCGAGCAGUAAUAGGCAACAUUCACCCUUCUAAGAAGCUGAGGGUGUGCAGUUUCUGCCACACAAGCAUGGAGAAAGACGGAUCUCGCCAGAGGGAAGACAGCACUGGGAAGAACAGCUCAGAGGAGGACGAUGUGGCAGCAUCCAGUGAUGACGAAGUGGAAGAGGAAAUCAUUCAGAACCACUCUCCCAGCAACUGGCUGGACACCCAGAUGGGCACUUGGGGACAGCUGGGCACAUAUGCGUACCCCAGAUCAAUAGACCAGUCACCCCAGUAAAACAUAACCAACACAAGACUGCUACAGCCUCACCAUCCUAUUAAACUAUGAACUGUGUUAUAACAAAAAGCACUGGACUUUUGAAUACACUCAGAUGACUGGGAAUGUUGACACAAAGCUGCUUUUAUUAAAUUGAGUAGGAACAUGUUUGGAGCCAGUAUAAAGAAUCCUUAAAGAUGCCCUCCAGUGUUUUAAAAUUUCUAAAGAUGCUCUGCUUUGAAUCAUGACUUCAUAUGGAUUUCCCAGACCUUCUUCAUUGAAAAAUCCAGAAUUGCAACUGCAAAUAAUUCAUACAUAUGCAAAUAUUUUCAGUUUCAAAAGUUCAACUGCUGGACACACAAUCUCUCCUACUUUACUGAAAAGUCCAUUCUCAGGGGUUUCAAGUUUCCACAUCACACAAGUUGCAUAAUCAGUUGUAAUAACAAAUCUCAGACUUUGACUAAGAUUUUUAGUGAGUGCCAAGAAACUUUCUCUCUGCAGGAAAUGAAUAUUAAAGAGGCCUGCUACUGUCAAACUCACAUACAACAUUUUGCACUGUGAAGUUCAAAUAUCACAGUCAGGUAACAGGAUGAAGAAAACAUUUUUGAAGGGAGACUUUAAGAGAGAGAAUUAUGUAUUUGUAGAUAUUUACUCCUGUCAGUGCUGCACUCUUUAUACCCUGGUUCAUAUAGACACACACUAAUUAUGAGCUGGUGUCAGAUGAUGUUGAGAAGAACAGUUUCUUCAGGCCUUAAAUCAAGUGUGUAUGUAUCAGUUGCUGUUUACAUGUGAAAAAGAAAUUACUCUUUAUAGCUUUAACUAAUGAUCUAUGAACAAUAAAGCAUUUACGAACAGGUAAAAUAA